Molecule: messenger RNA, 390 nt
Organism: Suillus clintonianus
Lineage: Eukaryota; Fungi; Basidiomycota; Agaricomycetes; Boletales; Suillaceae
Product: putative ubiquitin-like modifier
Exons: 5
Coding region: 1-390 (129 amino acids)
Biological process (GO): nucleophagy; autophagy of mitochondrion; autophagosome assembly
Cellular component (GO): phagophore assembly site membrane; Atg12-Atg5-Atg16 complex; cytoplasm
Source: RefSeq, a predicted model, not a curated record
AUGGCUUCAGGAAGUCCAGAUGAUUCCGGUCGGCUAGCUGCCCUUCCCUGGACACCGGGUGACGUGUCCGAGAAUGCAACCGAAGCCCUCCAGGCAUUGGACACUUACAAGAAGAAGGAUCCAUCCAAAGUCGUGGUUCGCUUCAAGGCAGUCGGUAACGCACCGAUCAUGAGGCAGAACUUCUAUAAGAUUACUGCCUCCAACCGUUUCCAGGCAGUCAUACAGUUUUUGAGGAAGGAGCUGGCAUGGAAAGCUGGAGAUCCACUGUUCACAUAUAUCAAUCUCGCAUUCUCUCCCGCUCCUGAUGACACCGUGUCGAAUUUGUACAAGUCGUUCGCUACAGAAGGACAUCUGAUAGUCAACUAUAGCACGACGGCGGCAUGGGGGUAA